Molecule: messenger RNA, 1642 nt
Organism: Polypterus senegalus (gray bichir)
Lineage: Eukaryota; Metazoa; Chordata; Cladistia; Polypteriformes; Polypteridae
Product: collagenase 3-like
Exons: 10
Coding region: 24-1433 (469 amino acids)
Biological process (GO): collagen catabolic process; extracellular matrix organization; proteolysis
Cellular component (GO): extracellular matrix
Molecular function (GO): zinc ion binding; metalloendopeptidase activity
Source: RefSeq, a predicted model, not a curated record
UCCAGAGGUGACUACUGAGUGCAAUGGUGUCUCUUAGGCUCCUGCUUUUCACUGCCUUAGUGGCUGCAGCGUGCGCUGCUCCAAUAUCACCAGCCACCACAGUAGAAGAGAAUCAGAAGUUUGCACAGGAAUACCUUAGAAAAUUAUACAACCUUACAUCCACCACAGGCGGUAACUCAGGAAGGCGUCACAAUGAACUCACGGACAAACUUAGGGAAAUGCAAAAGUUUUUCGGUCUCCAAGUAACUGGAAUGUUGGAUUCAAACACACUGGAGGUUAUGAAAAAAUCAAGAUGUGGCGUCCCUGAUGUGGCUCAUUUCUCCACAUUCCCUGGUGCUCUAAAAUGGAACAAAAAUGGCCUCACUUACAGAAUUGAAAACUACACACCUGACAUGCCCCAAGCAGAUGUAGACAAAGCAAUAGAGAAAGCUUUUGCAGUUUGGACUAAGAUGACGCCUUUGAAAAUCACCAAGAUCUACAGCGGAACAGCUGAUAUUAUGAUCUCUUUUGUUACUGGAGUCCAUGGUGAUAAUUCUCCCUUUGAUGGCCCUGGAGGAUUUCUAGCUCACGCCUUUGCACCUUCAGAUGGCAUUGGAGGUGACACUCAUUUUGAUGAAGAAGAAACAUUUACAAGUGGAUCAGCAGGAUAUAACUUGUUCCUUGUCGCUGCCCAUGAGUUUGGUCAUGCUCUGGGUCUGGGUCACUCAAACGACCCUGGUGCUUUGAUGUACCCAAUUUACAACUACGUCAACCCUGGAACGUUUUCUUUGUCACAGGAUGAUAUUCAAGGGAUCCAAUCAUUAUAUGGUCCUAACCCUGAUGUUCCAAACAAUCCAGUGCCUGAUGCCCCCAAAACUCCAAAUGCUUGUGAUCCAAACCUAUCUUUGAAUGCUGUGACCACUUUGCGGGGAGAAAUGAUUUUCUUUAAAGACAGGUUCUUUUGGCGAAAAAGCUCAUCUGUGGCCAAUGUUGAACAGUACACCAUUAAAUCUUUCUGGCCUGAAAUGCCCGAUAACAUUGAUGCAGCAUAUGAAAGCAGAGAACAUGAUUUAGUCUACCUCUUUAAAGGAAACCAAGUCUGGGCUCUGUUUGGAUAUGACAUCCGACAAGGCUAUCCACAAAGUGUCCAGAAGUUUGGACUUCCAGCAGGAAUCAAUAAAAUUGAUGCUGCACUUUAUAAUGAAAACACUGGGAAGGUUUUAAUCUUUGUUGGAAACAAAUACUACAGUUAUGAUGAGGCCAGAAGAAAAAUUGACAGUGGGUAUCCCAAGUCAAUAGGAAGCAGUUUUCCUGGAAUUGUUGGAAAAGUUGAUGCUGCUGUUGAAGAUAAUGGCUUAAUGUACUUGUUCAGUGGCUCAAAAAUGUUUGAGUACAACAUCAUGUCCAAGAGAGUUAUUCGUGUUUUGACUACCAAUUAUUUCUUGGGUUGUUAGAAGAAAAAGAAGUGGCCCUUUUUCUUACCAUAUUUUCACUUCUUUAACUACUAAAGAUCUUGCACUUUGUACCUGAUUGUAUUUACUAUUUUAUCUAUUUUAUUUGUUGUGUGACAUUGUCUUCUAAGGUGGAAGAAAAUGAAUUAUGAAUUUUUGCAAUGAAGUUAUUGAAAUGUGUACAAAGAAACAUAAAAUUCUGUUGAAUCUUU